Messenger RNA from Strongyloides ratti, 270 nucleotides. RefSeq lists its product as hypothetical. The coding region runs from base 1 to 270 and encodes 89 amino acids. Lineage: Eukaryota; Metazoa; Nematoda; Chromadorea; Rhabditida; Strongyloididae. The transcript has 3 exons. The record is from RefSeq and is a predicted model, not a curated record.
AUGACGUUUACAUUUUUUAUUUAUGUUACGAUUAAAUCCGGUCUUUUAUUGACAAUCUGUAUGACAGCUAUUGGAAAUAUUAUUUACGAUUAUAAAACUAUCAAUAAAAUUUUUUACUAUAAAUACUUUAAUUUUCAAAUAAUUUACUAUUAUUUUAUUAUUUUAACAAACAUUAUCAAGAAAUUGAACCAUUGGAAAAAAAUAUUAUUAGUAAAAAUGAACCAUAUUUUUAUAAUUGUAAUGAAGGCAAAGCCAUUGAAACUAACUUAG